AGUGGACAUGUCGCUGUUCUGCUUCCCAACAAAAAGGCUGCAUCCACAGAGCAGUAGCCAAAUGGUUAUGCCAUCAAGAACACUCUUACCUGAUGUGGUCAGAAAAGACCAGUGAUUCUGAGUAUCUCCCAGAACAGGAAUCAAAAGAUGAGACAAGUGAAGAACAUUCUAGGAGCCUUUAUUGCUAUCCUCCUCAAGGACACUUGUUGAGAAAAAUGCUGGACUACCUAAAGCAAUACAAAAGCAUUCCACUUGCUAUUGACAAUAGACUGGCUUUAGACACACCCAAGCUUACACAAUACAUGCCCUCUGAGACUACAUGCAAGUUCUGUUCUGGGGUUCAACUGGAAGGCCCUCUCACAAUCACAACAAAGGGUAAAGUGAUAGGACUUGAUCAAAUUGUUGAAAAUGUGAAGAUAUACUGCAAGAAGUGUCCCAAGUGUAAUCUCUUCUACAGGUACCAAGAAUACUAUGACGGUGUACACAAUUUCAACGAUUCCACCAUGCUUACACUGCAUUUAUGCUUAUUCCUUCGUCACAGCUUGCAAGCACAUACUGCCAUUGGAAGAGUUGUAACAGUGAUAGAAUCAAUGACGGGAAAAUCACUAUCGCACAACACUGUCUUAAAUGCCUACUGUCAUUUUGAAGCUUUAUCGGAACACAAAUAUGAAUUUUACUGCAUUCAUUUGUCUGAUUUGAAAGUUCCUGAAUCCAGUUUAGAGAACGAUAUUGUUGACUGUGCAAGUUUCUGGAAUAACGUUGAGUAUGAGAUGCUGGGAAAGGGUUUCUGUGAAGGCAACAACAAUCCAUAUGCUGUUAAUCCAGAUGGUAGCACUGUCAUUAACACAGAGUACAGGAAAUGUCCAUCUGCCAAGAAAUGUCCAUCUGCCAAGACCACUCAUCAUGAUAAUGAUGAUUUGGCAAUGGUCUCAGAAGACAGACUUAUUGAUCUUCUCAGCAAUAGCACUAGGGAAACAGUGAAGAAAAUAUGUAGACAGGCAGGUGUAGAAGAUAGUGGAACAAAGAUAGAUUGUGUGCUCCGAUUAAGAAACAAAAUGAACACCAGAAAAGUCUAUGACAAGGUUUUUUCAAAGAUCUGGGGAGCUUCAGGUGGGUGGCUGUCAGCAACUUGUCCCCAUCAAGUCGUUUAUGCUUUAAAAUUUCUACUAAGAGCUGAAAGUCCUAGAGAUUAUAUUGACAUUCUGCUGUCUCUGAAAUACCCUCCAACCAUCACCCUGAUUGAUAUGGCCCACAUGGUUGCUGCUCAUGCAAAUUCUCGUUGCCCAGGAAUGUUUCAACCACAUGAAGGCAGAGUGGCUGCAGCAACAGUCACUAACGAUCAAGCUGCUUAUGAUCAUUCUUUGUCAGUACCCAUGCCAUGGCUGCAUGAGAACCGCAGCCUAAACAAAGAACAAAUCCAAGCUACUCAAGAACAUGACUAUAGCACGACUGUUCAUCCAAUCACUGGGGUAUCUGCUCGAUACUGUUUGUUUGACAAACUACAUGAGGGUAACACCAAGCAAGAGAUUGAAGUGUUGCGUAGAACAGAGCAUGUACCUGAGUUAAAUGGCAUUAUCAAUACUGAAUCUGAAGAGCAACUGCAUAAUGCAAUGGGGAGAGACAGAUAUUUCAUGAACAGCAUGAACGCAGUGAGGCACAUAUUUUUAUUUAGAUCUAAUGUUGAUCAAAGGAAUACUCGUCUCAAUACGGCUGCUACUGAACACUUGCGUCAAGCAUUACACUGCUCAACAGCUGUUGACAAUUUUGGACGAGCUGUAGCUGCAGGCUCUUCCACCACAAUUGGUACUCAUUUAGUUUAUGUUAUGUGUACUACACACAUGAACGGUACCGUGCAGGUAUCUCACGAGCCAAUGACCGUUGUAGCAACAUCAGACGCGGAAGAGACGGUAAUUACACAUACGAAAGCAAAGGCUGCAAAAACAGUUGCUGUUCAGGUAGAGAGACAUAUUGUACACAUAUUUGUAACAAAUUACAUUGAUAAACGCAAUAAACGUGUACUGUAUACAAUAACCGUAGCAGGUGUUCCCGGAGCUGCUGGCACUCCUGGUGCUCCCGGUGCUCCUGGUUAUCGUGGCGAUCGUGGAAGUCCUGGUCCAGGAGGACAAAGAGGAGAAAAAGGGGCAACCGGAAAAGUUGGCCCAAAAGGCGUCCCAGGCGAGACCGGAGUUAAGGGUCCGACUGGACCGAGGGGGCCACAAGGCGUUUUCCGUUUAAACGUGUGCUCUAAUGACAGAAAGGGUAUGAUGAGAUAUAAUCAGCAAGUAAAGGAGGUAGAGUAUUGUGACGGUAACAGCUGGGUAACUCAGUUGUUACUGACACCCGGCAGCUCGUCUUUGUUGCCUGCAACAUCGUGUAGGGAAAUAGCACUCUAUUACAAGUCUUCUGCCAAAAAUGGAAAUCAUUGGAUUAAACCAUCUUACAAUGAUCUACCUUAUCAGGCAUUCUGUGAUGCUAAUGAAGGUUGGACUCUAAUCAUGAAAAUAGAUGGAAAUCAACAAACCUUUACUUAUAGAAGCAAACUGUGGUCAAACAAAGAAACAUUCCAACCAACUAAUUUGGAUUUGGAUGACAAAGAGGCAAAACUUGCUUCGUAUUGGACACUACCAUUUACUGAACUUCGUUUGGGAAUGAAAGUAAAUGGAACAAUCAGAUGGAUCACCCUCAGCUACAGCGCAUCAUCUCUCUACAGCCUCAUUGCAGAUGAAAAGUACAGAAGCACGAGUAUUGGUGAGAAUAAGUGGAGACCUUUACUGCCAGCGUCAUCUCUGCAACAAUACUGCAAUAGGGAAGGAUUCAACACAAGAAGCAGUCACUAUCAUACACCCCACAUCUCAAGUCGUGCUAGAGCACGUUUGGGAUUCCUUGCUAGCAAUGUAAACAAUUGUAAUUCACCAGAUUCUUUUCUUGGUUUUGGAACAGAGUACGUCUACAAAAACAUCAGAAACAGUGCUGGAAACUACAAUGGACAAGUAAAUACGAGAGCAAAUGCCUAUAUUAUGGCACGAUGA
Molecule: messenger RNA, 3029 nt
Organism: Corticium candelabrum
Lineage: Eukaryota; Metazoa; Porifera; Homoscleromorpha; Homosclerophorida; Plakinidae
Exons: 16
Coding region: 93-3029 (978 amino acids)
Source: RefSeq, a predicted model, not a curated record